Rhodotorula toruloides NP11 is the source of this 651-nucleotide messenger RNA. RefSeq lists its product as uncharacterized. Lineage: Eukaryota; Fungi; Basidiomycota; Microbotryomycetes; Sporidiobolales; Sporidiobolaceae. Bases 1 to 651 code for a protein of 216 amino acids. The record is from RefSeq and is a predicted model, not a curated record. The transcript has a single exon.
AUGCCUAGGCUCACGGACCUGGAUUGGAGAUGUGCGGUCAGCAUUGGCAUGCGUGGACAACGGCGAUACUCGAGCGGCGCAGACCCCUUCCCCUUUCCAAGCCUACAAUCACUCGCGCUUCGGGACUUCGACUUUACCAGCUCCUCCACCCGUCUGCCCACUCUUGCCCUCACAUACCUAGCUCUGCACCACCGCGUCCGAGACAAGCAUCUCUCCGGGCUUUGCCAGCUCGUCGCGCCUAGCCUCACCUCACUUGUCCUGGACUACUACCACUUCGGGCCCUGGGACUACUGGGACGAGAAGGCAUACGGGGGUGAUAACCUUCCAUUCUCGCCGCUUCGUCGCCUCACCAGCCUCACCGUGGUGCUCAGACAUCAGGUCACCGAGCUGAAUGUUAUACAUGGGUUCGCGUCGUGGCCGACAGCGGGGACGCACAGCGGAGCUACCUUUCAGGCAGACUUCAACCACCUGUGUGACCUCCUCGGCACGCUUCCUAGGGAGAAUCCGGUCGUUCCGAAGCUCCGCCUCCCACCGCUCAUCCCGACACACCUUCGCGAGCGUGACCGGGAGUUCUGGACCAAAGUGCUGAAGGAGCGGAAGAAGCCAGAGAGGCCGGAUCAGGCGAGGCGAGUAGACUCGUCGCUGGCGUAG